Trematomus bernacchii (emerald rockcod) is the source of this 4848-nucleotide messenger RNA. It is a transcript of the gene trim3b, whose product is annotated as tripartite motif containing 3b. Lineage: Eukaryota; Metazoa; Chordata; Actinopteri; Perciformes; Nototheniidae. The transcript is spliced from 16 exons. The record is from RefSeq and is a predicted model, not a curated record. The coding region runs from base 204 to 2498 and encodes 764 amino acids. Gene Ontology annotation, biological process: protein polyubiquitination; negative regulation of translation; proteasome-mediated ubiquitin-dependent protein catabolic process. Gene Ontology annotation, molecular function: translation repressor activity; protein binding; zinc ion binding.
CACACGCACACACACACACACACACGCAGUGUUCCUGCCUCCCUCUCUUCACUCUCUGUGUGAGGUGCGCUUUGCUUUGGCAAUGCUGGGUUUUGCGGACGGAUAUCGCUCCCCGUGGAGCAGCGCGUGCUGAAACUUCCCUGUUACUGUCCUUCAUCUGUCAGGAACCUGCUGUUAACCGCUGUCGUUGUCCGUGGCUUCAAAUGUCCUCUCCUAUGGCAAAGCGUGAGGCGGGGAGCACCAGCCCUGUGGUGCGUCAGAUAGACAAACAGUUUCUGGUCUGCAGCAUCUGUCUGGAUCACUACCACAACCCCAAGGUGCUGCCCUGUCUGCACACCUUCUGUGAAAGUUGUCUUCAGAACUACAUUCCCCCAGAGUCCCUCACACUCUCGUGUCCAGUGUGUCGACAGACGUCCAUUCUGCCGGAGAAAGGGGUUUCUGCUCUACAAAACAACUUCUUCAUCACAAAUCUCAUGGAGGUCCUUCAGAGAGACCCCGAGUGCUCGCGGCCUGAGGCCUGCAGCGUCCUGGAGUCCGUCAACGCUGCGGCCGCAGGGAAGCCCCUCUGCUGCCCCAACCAUGAGGGAAAGCCCAGCAAGAGUGAAGGAGUUUGUCUCCCCCUGCAGGUGAUGGAGUUCUACUGCGAGUCCUGUGAGACAGCCAUGUGUCUGGACUGUACAUCGGGGGAGCACAGGGAACACGUGACCGUUCCUCUGCGGGACGUCGUGGAACAGCACAAGGCUGCGCUCAAGACACAGCUGGACACCAUUAUGAGCAGACUCCCUCAGCUAACAUCAUCCAUCGAGCUGGUGAGUGAGAUCUCCCGCCAGCUGAAUGAAAGGAAGAACGAGGCGGUGGCAGAGAUCACCAGUACGUUUGAAGAGCUGGAACGGGCGCUGCAUCAGCGCAAGACCGCCCUCAUCACAGACCUGGAGAACAUCUGCAGCACUAAACAGAAGGUCCUGCAGGCCCAGCUUUCGUCUCUCCUCCAAGGGAAGGACCACAUCCAGAGCAGUAGCAGCUUUACAGAGCAGGCUCUCAGCCAUGGGAGUGCUACUGAGGUGCUGCUAGUUCAGAAGCAGAUGAGUGAGCGGGUCACAGCACUGGCCAGACAUGAUUUCCCAGAGAAACCACAUCAGAACGCACAUCUGGACUGUCAGGUGGAAACUGAAGGUCUCCGGCGCUCCAUCCAGAACCUGGGUGUCCUCCUCACCACCGCCGCUGUGGCUCACACCUCCGUCGCCACGGGAGAGGGCCUCCGCCACGCAGCCACCGGGCAGCACCACACGGUUACUGUGACAACGAAAGACAAAGAUGGAGAGCUGGUGCGGACGGGAAAUGCUGUUUUAAAAGCAGAGAUAACAUCUGCUGACGGGAGCCGCAUUACAGAGGCAGACGUAGCGGACAAUAAGAAUGGGACAUAUGAGGUGGGCUACACAUUACGAGUGGAGGGAGAGUACUCUUUCUCUCUGUUGCUGUACGGCCAGCCGUUGCGUGGCAGCCCUUUCCGCCUGCGAGCGAUCAAGCCCUCAGAUGUGCCUCAAUCUCCGGAUGACGUGAAGAGAAGGGUGAAGUCUCCCAGCGGCACAGGAGGACACAUACGGCAGAAAGCAGUGCGUCGGCCUUCCAGCAUGUACAGCACCACCAAGAAGAAGGAGAACCCCAUUGAGGACGAGCUCAUCUACAGAGUGGGUUCCCGUGGCAGAGAAAAAGGGGAGUUCACAAAUCUGCAGGGAAUCUCAGCCUCUUGUAACGGCAGAGUUGUGGUUGCCGACAGCAACAACCAGUGCAUACAGAUAUUCUCCAACGACGGCCAGUUCAAGAUGCGCUUUGGGGUCAGAGGUCGGUCUCCGGGACAACUGCAGAGGCCGACAGGCGUCACCGUGGACAUGAACGGUGACAUUGUGGUGGCCGACUAUGACAAUCGAUGGGUCAGCAUCUUCUCGUCUGAUGGCAAAUUUAAGAAUAAGAUUGGUGCAGGCCGGCUCAUGGGUCCUAAGGGUGUCGCCGUGGACAAGAAUGGACACAUCAUCACUGUGGACAACAAGGCAUGCUGUGUCUUUAUCUUUCAAUCCAAUGGGAAGUUGGUGACUAAGUUUGGAGGCAGGGGGACGUCAGACAGACAGUUUGCAGGUCCGCACUUUGUUGCAGUGAACAACAAGAAUGAAAUCAUCGUAACUGAUUUCCACAAUCACUCUGUGAAGGUGUACAAUGCAGAUGGAGAGUUCUUGUUUAAAUUUGGCUCUCAUGGUGAAGGCAACGGUCAGUUCAAUGCUCCCACUGGAGUGGCCGCGGACGCGAAUGGAAACAUCAUUGUGGCUGACUGGGGCAACAGCAGAAUACAGGUGUUUGACAGUGCAGGCUCCUUCUUGUCUUACAUCAACACCUCAGCAGACCCUCUGUACGGGCCCCAGGGCCUCGCUCUCACCUCAGAUGGACAUGUGGCUGUGGCCGACUCUGGAAACCACUGCUUUAAGGUUUACAGAUAUUUGCAGUAGGCUGAGGGAAGACCUCCAGACCGGACCCCUGCUAAGUUAACAGUGCAUACUGCUCGGGGACAUGGAGCUGCAACGGGCCUGCACUCUACACUGGUCCCAGGUUCCAGAAAUUCAUUACCUUUUCAUUUAGUCUCUGCACACUUACAGUAUAUAUACCAUCACAUUUCCAAGUUUCAAAGCAAUCUGAGAAAGAUGUUUACGUGAAAAACAACCAAAAACACUAAAACGAAAUAAGCUAUUAGUCCCCAAAAAUGAAAUGAGUUCCCUUUGUAAAAAAUAGGCUACCCUGAUGAAAAUAAAGUUUUAAAGGUCACCUAUUAUGCAAAAUCUACUUUUUUAUGUCUUUUAUACAUAAAUAUGUUUCCUCUCUGUCUUAAGUGAUUCGGAAAGUUUCAGGAAAAAGAUUCUCUCUCUUCUGUUCUGAUUUAUGAAAAUGAGCUGAUCAGAUUUUGGCUACUUUGUGAUGUCACAAUGUUUUUUGGGGUUGUGCAAUCAGUAGCCAAUAACAAACCAAGGUAACACCCCCCCACUUUAUCACCUGAAUCUUUUCCUAGAGCACCAUUGUGUUCUUUUUAAACCAAUCAUCUCUCAGAGGGGCGUGGCCAGCAGCAGCUCAUUAGCAUUUAAAGCUACAGACACCAAAUCAGCACUUUUGGAACAGGGCUGAAACAAGAGAGGUAUUUGGCAAUAUCUGUUUCGUAUUUCAAGCCAAAUACUUCAGAGACAUGUUUUGUAUAUAUCUGAGACCUAUAAUAUAUUGUUCACAAAGAGUAUAAUACGGGACCUUUAAGAAUGAAUGCAUUUUCACAAGCAUGAGGAAUAAAACAUCCCAUUAUCCAUAUUUUUCUAUCUGAUCACGGUCUACUUGAGUGUUUUUGACAGAUUCCACUAGGGAAAAUCAACUGGGAAUGAACCUCUGGAACAAGGCGUUGCAGCUUUAUUUCUCUUUUAUGUGUGACCUCACCAGUAGAUAGUGUGCCAGUCUGAAGUAGGUGAUGCACUGCUAUUUCUUUUGGGCAACACACUCAGCAACCAGCAACCAAGGCGAGACACAGAAGCAGGAGUGUACUUCCUGUUUUCUGAGGACGCUUUGUGUUUUUAGUAACAUGCUCAGGCCUUUCCUUGAACACUGUUGCAUGUCAGUGUGCUCCAAGAUAUGACCCUGUUGUCACUGCCUUCAAUUCUCAUCAGCAAACACAACAGAACACACGAAGACAGUAAUGUGUAUAAAGAGUUGUUUCUUAUUUUUCUCCUGAAUUUAGACUAUUGUUUUCUUUUAUGGCGUAAGAUGAGUUGACUUAUGUGCACAUGUGUUUUGGUACCCAAAGACGAGCAGCAAGAAGCACAACAGUUGAUAGAACAAGGUUUUUGAACACAAAAUCUGACUACUUUUGUUCUUCUAUUAACCAAAACAAACUUCAUACAAUGGUUCCGUUUCCAUAUCUACAACCUAAUGUAGUUGUGUAUAUAUACGGUAUGCAUAUUUAAGUGUACAUAUGGAUUGGGUGUCCAUGUUAUUUCACUAUUUAACCAACUUAUUACAGCACUUACACUGGAGCAUUAUACUUAUAUACAAUUGAAGGUCAUGCCAUGUAGGAGCCAGCUGAAUGGCUUGCAAACACUAAUAGAACAACUUGUAUACUCACUCUAUGUUUUUUCUUCUAAAUACUUAAUUUAUUUUUCUUUUCUUUUCUACAUAAUUUGUUCUACAAAUUAUUUUUCUAAUUGGUGCAUUUGAACUGUAUCCUCUUUGCCAAACAUUUUCGUACAUAGGCCUUGUGACUUGUAGCACUGAAAGCUGUUUUGCCUCUUCCCAGAGCUCACAUCCUGAACUACAGGAACUUUUCCUUCGGCCAAAACGUUUUGUUGUAAGUUGUUGAACAUUGCACAAGUACAAAUAUUAUAAGAGUUAUAUCGUUUGCAAGAGUAUUAUAUGCCUGUGUAUAGUUAUCAUUAAACAUAAUCAGAAAGUGUACUGUAUAUUACAAUCACAUUCUUGUUGUAGCUGACAAGCACCUUUAUCAUGGAUUUUUCCAGUAUUCAUUUUCUUGGUUGUUCAGUGUUUUAAAGGUGUUCUGUGCAUCUCCUUGAGAAACACAACGAAGCUAAAACCAGAACGUUUUUACCUGUAUUGUAUGAAUAAACUAUUUGAUCUGUAAUCCAGUCUUUCCAUCUGCAUUUCUCCUUUCCUGGAAAACUAUGUUAUUUCUGAUCUUUUUGACUUUCCUUAUUCAUAAACAUGGCGUGUGUUCCUAUGGUUUUAUUUGUGUCCUUGUUUUACCUGUAACUGCACAUGUCUGAGUGAAAUAAAGGAAGCACAUACUGUGUAAACAAAACAGUACACAAACCA